Messenger RNA from Trichosurus vulpecula (common brushtail), 2983 nucleotides. It is a transcript of the gene CLCN1, whose product is annotated as chloride voltage-gated channel 1. Gene Ontology annotation, molecular function: voltage-gated chloride channel activity. Gene Ontology annotation, biological process: chloride transport; transmembrane transport. Bases 1 to 2958 code for a protein of 985 amino acids. Gene Ontology annotation, cellular component: membrane. The record is from RefSeq and is a predicted model, not a curated record. The transcript has 23 exons. Lineage: Eukaryota; Metazoa; Chordata; Mammalia; Diprotodontia; Phalangeridae.
AUGGACCGUGCUGGGUCACUGAGACCAGGAGGAGAAUCAAGCUGGUGGGGUAGUGCCCCCCAGUACCAGUAUGUCUCCUUUGAGCACUGCACUAGUUAUGGCCUGCCCUCUGAGAACGGGAUCCAUGAGCACAGACCUCAGGGGAAUACAGGCCCCCGGCCUAACAUUCAUCCUACACAGCUCUAUGGCCACCACCCGGAACAACCCUUGGAAAAGAACAUGGCAGGUCCCAGGCAGAAGGCCCCCAGCUCUGCCAUGGACAGCAGUGAGGAAGAUCACCAUUCCAAAUGCCAAGACUGUGCCCAUCGAAUGGGACAAAUUGUGCGAAGGAAAUUGGGAGAGGACUGGAUCUUCCUGGUAUUGCUGGGAUUGGUUAUGGCGCUGGUUAGCUGGAGUAUGGACUAUGUCAGUGCCAAGAGUCUGCAGGCCUACAAGUGGACAUACUACCAGAUGAAGCCCAACCUUGCCCUUCAGUUCCUGGCCUGGGUCACGUUCCCACUCACCCUCAUCCUCUUCAGUGCCCUCUUUUGCCACCUCAUUGCCCCACAGGCUGUUGGCUCUGGGAUCCCUGAGAUGAAGACCAUUCUUCGUGGGGUAGUUCUAAAGGAAUAUCUCACUCUCAAGGCCUUUGUGGCCAAAGUCAUUGCACUGACUGCUGGUCUAGGAAGCGGCAUCCCCGUGGGCAAAGAGGGCCCAUUUGUGCACAUUGCCAGCAUCUGUGCUGCUGUUCUAAGCAAGUUCAUGUCUAUGUUCUGUGGCGUGUAUGAGCAGCCAUACUAUUACGCUGAUAUCCUGACGGUGGGCUGUGCCGUGGGAGUUGGCUGUUGCUUUGGGACACCACUUGGAGGAGUGCUGUUUAGCAUUGAAGUUACUUCCACCUAUUUUGCUGUUCGGAAUUACUGGCGAGGAUUCUUUGCCGCUACAUUCAGUGCCUUUGUCUUCCGUGUCCUGGCAGUGUGGAACAAAGAUGCUGUUACCAUCACAGCCCUGUUCAGAACCAACUUCCGAAUGGAUUUUCCCUUUGACCUACAAGAGCUUCCUGCUUUUGCCAUCAUUGGGAUCUGCUGUGGGUUCUUGGGUGCUGUGUUUGUCUAUCUGCAUCGACAGGUUAUGCUGGGAGUCCGAAGGCAUAAGGCUCUCAGCCAGUUCCUUGCUAAGCACCGCCUACUGUACCCAGGGAUUGUCACUUUCAUCAUUGCCUCAUUUACCUUCCCCCCGGGAAUGGGCCAGUUCAUGGCUGGAGAGCUUAUGCCCCGAGAAGCCAUCAGUUCUUUGUUUGACAAUUACACAUGGGUGAAACAUGCAGGUGACCCCCAGAGCCUGGGCCGCUCAGCUGUUUGGAUCCACCCCCAGGUCAGCGUCAUCAUAGUCAUCUUCUUCUUCUUUAUCAUGAAGUUCUGGAUGUCCAUUGUGGCCACUACUAUGCCCAUCCCCUGUGGGGGCUUCAUGCCUGUGUUUGUGCUGGGGGCAGCAUUUGGGCGACUGGUUGGAGAAAUCAUGGCCAUGCUCUUCCCAGAUGGGAUCCUAUUCGAUGGGAUCAUCUAUAAGAUUCUUCCUGGGGGCUAUGCAGUAAUUGGGGCGGCAGCACUCACUGGUGCAGUGUCUCACACGGUUUCUACAGCAGUAAUCUGCUUUGAGCUGACUGGCCAGAUUGCCCACAUCUUGCCCAUGAUGGUGGCUGUGAUCCUUGCCAACAUGGUAGCCCAAAGCCUACAGCCCUCACUUUAUGACAGCAUCAUCCAGGUCAAGAAGCUUCCAUAUUUGCCUGACUUGGGCUGGAGCCAGCUCAGCAAAUACACAAUCUUUGUUGAGGAUAUUAUGGUACGUGAAGUGAAGUUCAUUUCAGCCUCCUGCACUUACCGGGACUUGCAAGCCCUGCUUCAGGCCACUACUGUCAAGACCUUACCCUUAGUAGACUCCACAGACUCGAUGAUCUUGCUGGGCUCAGUGGAGCGAUCAGAGCUGCAGUCCCUACUUCAGCGUCACUUGAGCCCUGAGCGGAGAUUGCGGGAAGCCCAAGAGAUGGCAAGAAAGUUGGCAGAACUGCCCUUCACUGGGCAGGUGAAGCAGGCGGGUCAGGAAUUCCCCAGGAACUCUUCAGCACAGGGCCGGCCACAGUCCUUCGCCUUUGUGGAUGAGGAGGAGGAGGAGGACAUCAGCGGAAGGACAGAGCUUCCUCCUUCUCCUCACACUUUAACUGCUCCUUUGCCCUCUGAGGAACCCAAUGGGCCUUUGCCCCACCAUAAGCUUCAACCAGAAGCACAGGAUACUGCGGGCCGAAGGUUUCCCUUCCUACGGUCUCUGCUUCGCUGCAUACUGGGAAAUGGCUUCCACACCAAGAAGAGGACGCCACAGGAAACCAUCAAUUUAGUGGACAACAUGCCACCUGAGGAGAUUGAGGCCUGGGAGCAGGAGCAGCUGAACCAACCUGUCUGCUUUGAUUACUGCUGCAUAGACCCCUCUCCCUUCCAGUUGGUGGAGCGGACCUCCCUGCACAAAACUCAUACGCUGUUCUCACUACUUGGCCUCCAUCUUGCCUAUGUGACCAGCAUGGGGAAACUCCGGGGUGUACUAGCUUUGGAAGAGUUACAGAAAGCCAUUGAAGGGCACACCAAGUCAGGAGUCCAGCUUCGACCCCCCCUUGCCAGUUUCCGGAAUACUACUACUACCCGAAAGACCCCAGAGGGGCCGCUCCCACCCUCUGAUGGUUGGAGCCUUCCAGAAGACAGCACUAGGGGUGAUGAGAUAGAGGGUAUGAUGGUUCCAGCCUAUCCUGAAACUCCAGAGUCACCCUCCCCUAUCCCCCCUGCUUCCCUGGCCCCACCCCCUGCAGAGGGGGAGCUAGAGGAGCUGGAGCUAGGGGGAACCUCUGGGCCGGAAGAGGACCUGGCUGACAUUUUACAAGGCCCCAGCCUUCGAUCCACUGAUGAAGAGGAUGAGGAUGAACUUACCCUUUGAUACCUACCCCAGUUACCUCCCCAUU